AAAGAUUUCGUUGACCUUCUUUCUCUAUACAAAAUCGCGCACUCAAGGCAGCCAGCAAGAAAGUCAGCUUUUUUGCCAUAAAUAUUCAUUUUUAUAUUUGCACAUUGUAUAUUGCUUGCUUUUCUUCAUCAUUGUAAUAUCUCAAGAAUGGAUGAUACAGCAAUCGUAAAGGCAGGCUCGAUGAUAAAGCGUAGUCAAAAUAAGAAACGAUGGUCAAUGGUGAAUUAUAAGACAAGAUGGUUUGAACUGACACGCACAUGUUUAAUGUAUUUUGACAAUUGUGAUGGAGGGAAGGAGAAACGACGAGAGCGUGGACGUAUUGAUGUACGUGGAAUCAAAUUAGUAGAACCAGCAAUUUUGCAUGGUGAAGGUGGUGAUAUUCACGCACCAAAUGGUUACCCUUUUCAAAUUGGAUACUCGGAAGUAAAUUGUAUCACUGGAAAUAGUACACUGCCUACAUUUACGCUUUAUCUCGUUGCGGCCACAGAUAAAGAAAGAGGUGAAUGGAUUCGAGCUAUUAGAAAAGCUAGUGAAGAUUUUUCACCAAAGUCAUUUCGUUAUCAUCCUGGAUUAUAUAAAAUUAACAGAUGGUCAUGUUGUAAAAAUUCCAGUAGAACUGCCCUCGGAUGUUUAGUUACCACUAAUUGGCCAGAAAAGAACAAUAAUUACAAAAGUAACGGAAGUAAUUCACCCGUACAGAAUUCAACACGCAGCAUUAGCCCAAAUAUUACAACUAUCAAUAAUAAUAACGGACAAAUUCAGGCCGUUUCUCCUCAGACACAAUUACAAGCAACUCCACAACAGCAUCAAACUCAUCAUUUAUUAAAUAACUCUGUUAAUUUAGGAAAUAUAACGCCUACUUUCAACUCACAGCAACAAACUUCAUUGACAAAUUUUAAAUCAUCUCCUCUUAACGGAAGUAGUAGUAGUCAACAUAUUAGUGAUAUUACCAAUAUGCCGAUGCCUGGAGGAGGACAAGUUGUAGUAACGCCAGGAACACCAAACUCUAAAUCCAAGGAUGGAGCAAGUCGUCUUAAGAUUGUCGUUGCCCUUUAUCCAUUUAAGGCCAUUGAAACAGGAGAUUUAUCUUUAGAAAAGAAUGCCGAAUAUGAAGUCAUAGAUGAUUCACAAGAACAUUGGUGGAAGGUGAAAGAUGCAACAGGCAAUAUUGGUUACAUUCCGUCGAAUUAUGUUAAGGAGAAAGAGUUACUUGGACUGCAAAAAUAUGAUUGGUACGUUGGGGAUAUGUCCCGUCAAAGAGCUGAAUCUCUUCUGAAACAAAAUGACAAAGAAGGAUGUUUUGUCGUUAGAAAAUCAUCAACAAAGGGUCUCUAUACAUUAUCGUUACAUACCAAAGUUCCACAGUCACAUGUCAAGCAUUAUCAUAUUAAACAAAAUGCUCGUGCUGAAUUCUAUUUAAGUGAAAAACAUUGCUGUGAAACUAUUCCUGAUUUAAUCAAUUACCAUCGUCACAAUUCCGGAGGUUUAGCUUGUCGGCUAAAAGUUUCUCCAUGUGAUCGUCCUGUUCCUCCAACGGCUGGAUUAUCUCAUGAUAAAUGGGAAAUUCAUCCUUCUGAACUAAUGAUAUUGGAAGAACUUGGUUCGGGACAAUUUGGUGUUGUGCGUCGUGCCAAAUGGCGUGGUUGUAUUGAUACCGCCGUCAAAAUGAUGAAAGUAGGAACAAUGUCAGAAGAUGAUUUUAUAGAAGAAGCUAAAGUUAUGACUAAAUUACAACACCCGAAUCUUGUACAGCUAUACGGUGUUUGUAGCAAACAUCGUCCAAUUUAUAUAGUAACAGAAUAUAUGAAACAUGGCUCUUUACUAAACUACCUACGUCGUCAUGAGCAAUCAUUGAUUGGAAAUAUGGGUUUAUUACUAGAUAUGUGCAUACAAGUUUGCAAAGGAAUGGCUUAUUUAGAGCGUCAUAAUUAUAUUCACCGGGAUUUAGCAGCAAGAAAUUGUCUAGUUGGAAGUGAAAAUACAGUCAAAGUUGCUGAUUUUGGAUUAGCUCGUUAUGUUCUUGAUGAUCAGUAUACUAGUUCUGGUGGCACAAAAUUUCCAAUCAAAUGGGCACCACCUGAAGUACUUAACUACACAAGAUUUUCGAGCAAGUCUGAUGUCUGGGGAUAUGGUGUAUUGAUGUGGGAAGUGUUUACAUGUGGAAAAAUGCCUUAUGGGCGAUUGAAGAAUACAGAGGUUGUUGAAAGAGUUCAACGUGGAAUAAUUUUAGAAAAACCUAAGGCAUGUGCAAAAGAAAUUUACGAUGUUAUGAGAAAAUGUUGGCUUCAUAAUCCUGAAGAUCGACCCGGCUUUCGAAUAUUGAAAGAUCAGCUAGCGACUGUAGCACAGGGAUUGACAGAUUAAACUAAUAUUUUCGUCGCUUACAUAUUAUAAGUAUGAACUUUCGUAUUUAAACAUAUCUUCAAAUAAAUUACGCUGAGUUUAUAAAUUUUAUUUUAUUUUUUCAUAAAUGGUUCUUGC
Chironomus riparius is the source of this 2481-nucleotide messenger RNA. Lineage: Eukaryota; Metazoa; Arthropoda; Insecta; Diptera; Chironomidae. The record is from the annotation of a GenBank genome assembly.